CCUGCUUACCAUUUUCCCGAGAUCGAAUCUCCUGUCCGACUCCCAUCCGAACAGGAGCCUAUCCGAUUCUUUUCGGCCAUUGAUCUCAAAAAUCAACGGCUUCAACGGCUGAGAUGAGCUGAAAACAGGGAUCUCCUUCGCAUUUCCCAUUUCCCAUUUCCCCUCCCUCUCAUUAACUUCACUUCCACCUUCCCCAGCAAUUCCCAUUCCCAACGUCUCCUCCCUUAACAACCAAACCAAACCAAACCAAACCCAAGCAAACAACUCCUGCAACUGGAUCGGAGAAUACUACUAUCCAAGAGAAAUGGGGACGGAAACUUCGAAUGCAACCGUGGAAAUAUCGGAGCCGUUGAUUCUCCAACCGGAGAAGACCAGGGAAGUUGAAUUCGAGAGGAUUCCAGAAUGGAAAGAGCAGAUCACGGUAAGAGGGCUGGUGGUCAGCGCCGUGUUGGGGGGACUCUUCUGUAUCAUUACGCACAAGCUCAAUCUCACGGUGGGGAUCAUUCCCUCGCUCAAUGUCGGCGCCGGAUUGUUGGGCUUCUUCUUUGUCAAGUCGUGGACGGGGUUUUGUUCCAAGCUGGGGUUUUCGGUUCAGCCCUUUACGAGGCAGGAGAAUACCGUCAUACAGACUUGUGUCGUCGCUUGUUAUGGCCUCGCCUUCAGUGGGGGAUUUGGUUCAUAUUUGAUUGCAAUGGAUGAUAGAACUUACAAACUUAUUGGUGCGGAUUAUCCUGGUAAUCGAGCGGAGGAUGUAAAGAGCCCUGGCCUGUGGUGGAUGAUUGGGUUUUUGUUUGUUGUCAGUUUUCUGGGGCUAUUUAGUCUCGUUCCACUUCGCAAGGUUAUGGUCAUGGAUUAUAAGCUUACAUACCCCAGCGGAACAGCAACAGCCAUGUUGAUAAACAGCUUUCACACAACAACUGGAGCUGAGCUUGCUGGGAAUCAAGUCACAUGUCUUGGCAAAUAUUUGAGCAUAAGUUUAGUCUGGAGCUGCUUUAAAUGGUUCUUCAGUGGUAUUGGGGAUUCUUGUGGAUUUGACAAUUUUCCUACGCUUGGUUUGGCACUAUUUAAGAACACAUUCUAUUUCGACUUUAGUCCAACUUAUGUCGGAUGUGGUCUUAUCUGCCCUCACAUAGUGAACUGUUCAGUUCUUCUUGGUGCGAUUGUAUCAUGGGGCAUUCUUUGGCCCUACAUAUCUCAACAUGCAGGAGAUUGGUAUCCAGCUGAUCUUGGUAGCAAUGAUUUCAAAGGACUUUAUGGGUACAAGGUCUUCAUAGCCAUCUCCAUCAUCCUUGGUGAUGGCCUAUACAAUUUGGUUAAAAUAAUAGCAAUAACUGUUAGGGAAUUGUGUAACAAAAGCACUAAAGAGAAGAAUCUUCCUAUCGUUAAUGAAGUUUCAGAUGACAAGUCUUCUGAACUACUAAUGGAGCAAAGGAAACGAGACGAGCUGUUUCUAAAAGACAGGAUACCAUCCUGGGUGGCAGUUUCUGGUUACGUGGGCCUGGCUGCAAUAUCCACAGCUACAAUACCAGCCAUCUUCCCACCCCUCAAGUGGUAUCUAGUCCUUUGCUCCUAUCUUUUUGCCCCUGCCCUUGCCUUCUGCAACUCCUAUGGAACUGGUCUCACAGACUGGAGUUUAGCCUCCACUUAUGGAAAAAUCGGUCUUUUCAUUAUUGCUUCAUUGGUUGGACGCGAUGGGGGCGUAAUAGCCGGUUUAGCAGCUUGUGGGGUCAUGAUGGCCAUUGUAUCCACUGCAGCCGAUCUCAUGCAAGAUUUUAAGACAGGCUACCUCACUCUCUCAUCAGCCAGAGCCAUGUUUGUGAGCCAAUUAAUUGGAACAGCCAUGGGGUGUGUCAUUGCCCCGCUAACAUUUUGGUUGUUUUGGACUGCUUUUGAUGUGGGGUCGCCCGAUGGACCUUAUAAAGCACCGUAUGCUGUUAUAUUUAGGGAAAUGGCCAUUCUGGGAAUUGAGGGGUUCUCUGAGCUUCCAAAGCAUUGUCUAGCCUUGUGUUGUGGAUUCUUUGUGGCUGCUUUGGUUGUUAACCUUCUGAGGGAUGUGACCCCAACGAAGGUUUCUCAAUUUAUUCCAAUUCCAAUGGCUAUGGCAGUACCAUUUUAUAUCGGGGCUUACUUUGCAAUUGAUAUGUUUGUUGGAACUGUGAUAUUGUUUGUCUGGGAGCGGAUAAAUAGGAAAAAUGCAGAAGAUUAUGCAGGGGCUGUUGCUUCAGGUUUGAUAUGUGGUGAUGGGAUUUGGACUAUUCCGUCAGCAAUUCUCUCCAUCUUCAAGGUGAAUCCACCCAUCUGCAUGUACUUUGGGCCUUCUGCAAGUUCCUGAGCAGCAGGUGAGCCCUCGUAGUUGAUUGUUGUUGUGAACCCUAAAUGGUUGUUGGACAUGUAAAUAUAUCUGUUGUGCAUUAUGUAUCCAUGGGACUAUUAUAUCUCAAAUAUGCGUUUCACAA
This is a messenger RNA of Rhododendron vialii, 2456 nucleotides long. RefSeq names its product probable metal-nicotianamine transporter YSL6. The transcript has 7 exons. Gene Ontology annotation, cellular component: vacuolar membrane. The record is from RefSeq and is a predicted model, not a curated record. NCBI's taxonomy places the organism in Eukaryota, Viridiplantae, Streptophyta, Magnoliopsida, Ericales, Ericaceae. Gene Ontology annotation, molecular function: oligopeptide transmembrane transporter activity. The coding region runs from base 305 to 2332 and encodes 675 amino acids.